Cladocopium goreaui is the source of this 6192-nucleotide messenger RNA. The record is from the annotation of a GenBank genome assembly. NCBI's taxonomy places the organism in Eukaryota, Dinophyceae, Suessiales, Symbiodiniaceae.
AUGUUCGGCCAGUUGUGGUUCGGCCUCGCUGCGGUGGCUGCUUCCCUGGUGGUGGCGCAAGUCAUCUGGGGCGCUGCCACCAGUGACGCGGACCAGGACCUUGGGACGGUGGCUGAAGGUCAUAUAGAGAACUUGGACUACAUGAUCAGAACCCCCGAUGGAGACAUGUAUGUUGAGACCUGCGACCCCUCCAACAUAGACCUGGUUGGCUUUUUUGUGGGAGCAGAUGAUGGGAGCACACCUGCCGGAGUGCCUGCAGCCUCUGUGUAUGGGUUCCCCCCAAUGAACCUGCAGCAGUUCAACGCCAUCCUGGCAGAAGGCAGGGUGGAAGUGCAAGCUGAGUUGGCACGGCGUGGCAUUGCAGCGCCAGUUGCUGCUCCUGCUGCUCUCAACUGGGUCCUAGCCGAGUACGUGCCGGGCCACAAGAUUGGGGAGGAGGUACAAGUUGCUCCGGGUAUGGUUCAGCAGGGUGACUAUGGUUUACAUGUGAUGACUGAUAGUGAGGGAACCAAUAGGCCUGUUUUGGUUUGUCGGAUUGCGCCAAAUGACUUGGACAAUUUCUGUGAGACACGAAUUGGACUGGCUCGAUUGAGUGAGGCAGCUGCAGGUUCUGAUCGAUAUGCUGGGGAAGAUGUGAGAACUUUGGAGGUCAAAUAUGGGGCCAGUGGGGAGAGACUUCGGUCGUUCAAAGACACUGUUCAGGAAAUGAUACAGGUUGAAUACGACGAUUUCCCUCUGGCCCCUCGCACAGCUCUUCCAUAUGUUCGAGCAAUUGCUUCAGUAUCAGAGUCUGCUUAUGCGCAGCAUCUUAGCUGGGUGGUCCAGUCAAAGAUUCCGGAUGGAGACCGGGCCAUCCACGAGGAUGAAGUAUUGUCCCGUGUGUUGGACCUGGCAGUAACCUUUGACAGCUUGAACAUUGCGAACCUUGCAUCAUUUGAGCUUCUGAUCAGACGAAAGCAGUUGCUGGCCGAAGCUCAUGCAUACAAUCCAUCGUCACCAUCAUAUGAAGGUGCAGAUCAUUUUCUUGGAACUUCAUACCGACCGGGAGGAGCUAUCAUUGUGCCAGAGUUGGUUGAUCAUGUUGCUAAGAAACUGCAACAAGAGUCCCAGAUCCUCAAAGAGAAGCGUAAACAGCAGGAAGCCAAGGGAGGCAAGAAGGGCAAAGGACGUGGUACAGCCCCCAUCCCACCUGGAGGAAAGGGUGGUGGAGGCGGUGACAAUGAAGAGGCGCAGGAGCACAGCUUCGUGAGUCGAUCUGUGAAGAGAAGGGUCCUGCGUAGGAUCAAAAUCUGCAGGCGAGUGAAUCUGGCCAUACAAGCUUUGAAUUCGCUUUAUUUUGGCAGUUCUGUGCCUAAGGUGGAGGAGGUCCAUGACUUGAGUUCUCUGCCCAUGGCCCAGCGCCUGUGCAUUCAGGACAUUGUGAAGAAGGUCUCAGCUUUUGGGGCCUGUCCGACUACUGCAAGCAGCUCAGGAGCCCUGCAGGCGCUCCGAGUAGCCGGUGGAGGUUAUCAAGAGCCAGAAGCUGGCGUGGGUGAAGUUACCAAUAUGGUUUUGGAACUUUUAUCGUUACCCAAUGGUAAUGUUGCGGGAGUGGAUUUAGAUAACUCCUUGGAAGGUCCCCUCAAAGACAUGGUGGUUGACUUCGAAGGUUGGAUGCUUCAGGAUGCUUCUACUUGGAGUAAACUGUGUGAUGAGGCUCAUAAAAUUCGUCCGUAUGAUGAUCCCAGUCUGCGUAAUCGUACCCAAUAUAUCGCCUUCCUUAAGCAUCUCAAACAGAGUGGGAUAUUGGGGCUCACCAAUAAGUGCCGUGGGCGUGUGGGAGCCUUCACGGUGACCAAGAAGGCAAAGAUCAUCGAUGGAAAAUCAGUUCAGAGACAGAGGCUGAUUCUCGAUUGCCGUCAGGUGAAUCUGGCUUUCCGUGAGCCACCGCGGACAGAGCUGGGAAGCCUUGCGUCGUUGUGCGAGAUUGAGCUCCCAGAAGGUUUGGAUGCCAUGAAGUAUGACCUCAGUCAGAUGGGAUUCUUACUCCACGAGGAAUCCAGUGCAAGUGAUUACUUUCAAACAUUGGGUGGAGUGGUGGACGGCAAGCAGGGUAUAGUGAGAUUGACCCCAACAAGAUCCUGGAAUAUCCUCUUGGCUUUUGUGAUCUUAGACGAGGUUGGAGUGAGUCUAUUCUUUGCACGGAUGCAAGCCCCCACGGUUACGGUGUUUGUCAGCGUGAAAUCAAGCAACAACAAGUGCGGGAAGUGGGCCGCUGGCAGGACAAGUGGAGAUUUCGCCACCUUGACCCUGCUGAGUGGAGACCACGACAGCGCGCUGCAGGACUUAGCGGGCUGGCAGACUGGAUCCGCCCGGGUGCUUAUUGCGCCCCCUCAUCAAGCAAUCAACCCUUCAAGCAAAAGGUUGAAGCCCUUGGCAGUGGUGAAGCCCGCCAAACAGAGUGGGAAAGUGGCUACCCGGGUUCUCACCAGGGGCUCAGUCGAAGCUGCUGGGAAGAGAGCGCAGCCCAUAGCCACCCAGAAGAGCCGAGUAUUGAAGGGACAGACUUUGAAGCAGCCAACCACUCCGUCAACCAGAAGAGUCAUAGCAAAGACCUCGGUGCUGAGCGCAGAAGCGCAGAAUCUUGCAAAGGGCAACCACCUCAGUCGGCUGGAGAGAAGGUCAAUAUCGAUUGCGGUGGAGAACCAGUAUGCCAACUACUACAUGAAAUUCGUGAAUUUCUGCCACGAGGUAGGGAUGCAAGGGCCUCCGAAAGGGCCGGUCGACGCCAUUUUGGCCGACUACAUGGACCAUCUCUUCCUGCAAGGAAAAGGAGUUCACGAAGGCGAGAAAACAUUGGCCAGCUUGGAAUUCCAACAUAUCCAGCUCAAGGGCAAGCUCGAGAGAGCCCGGCGAGCCCUCAGAGGAUGGCGCAAGGAACGUCCGCCAGAAUCCAGGAUACCCAUUCCAAAGUUCAUAGCUUUUGGAGUGGCCAUGACUAUGAUGAGCCGCGGAAAGCGGACCAUGUGCCUGAAAGUGCUGCUGGACUUCGACACCUACAUGAGACCCGGAGAGUCGUUGGACCUUCGAAAAAGGCAUUUCAUUCGCCCUGUCAAAGCAGCUGGCAGGCAGUAUCAGUGGUUCUCCAUCAUAGUGAGAGAUUACGACGACCUCCAGCCGGACAAGGUGGGGAUUUUCGACAACUCGAUUCCUCUGGACAGCCAAGAGCGAAUGUGGCUGGGGGAUGUGAUGGAUGCCCAUGUGAAGACUUUGCCCAACAAGGAGAGCAAGAUUUUCGAAUUCAGCAUGGAGGACUACAGGAAGGAGUUUGUGAAGGCAGCCAAGGCCUUGGGGUUGGAAGGGCUGCACCCUUACCAAUUGCGCCACGGCGGAGCGGCCGAAGAUCUCAGUGGACGCCAUGGAGACCAUCAUGGAGUAAAAGCCAGAGGCCGAUGGGCCACAGACCAGAGCGUCAGACGUUACACAAAAGUGGGCAAAGUGCAGCAGCUCCUGAACCAGUUGCCAGGAGGAGUUGACUACAGCGGCCUGUUUCUGACCUUGCGAGCCCAGCCGUAUCCUUGGGCCUUGGCUGAACUGGAAGACGCCUUCGCGCUGUCCGCCGUUUCUUGCGGCUGCGCCGUCACCAAUGUGGUGGCCUUCUUGUCUUACCGCCCUCAGGUGGUGGCUCUCGUUGGGCAAAAUGGCCUUCACCCGGCUGAGGAGGUUCUGCGGCGCAUGCGGCGGCUGCGCGCCUUCGGCCGGGCGCCAUGCUACUUGCGCUUGCUUCCAGCUGGCCGCGUCACCGAUAGGAUCUUGCUGCGGUGCUGCGAUGUGGGGAUCGCCUGUGGCCUUCUUUUGACCAUCUUGGCCCGUGGCCUCAGCAUCUUUUUCAAGAAGGGCCACCUGCCGCCUUGUGGUGUUGAACGUGAUCGUUUGAUCUUGGCGGCUCUGGGCAGCCCGGAUCCCUCUGGACUGCAGCUCAAUGGUGUUGGUGGGGGUAUCUCUUCGACAAGCAAGGUUGUGAUCAUUUCCCAGUCCGAGCGUGAAGGUUAUGACGUUGAUUACCUCUUUGGUCAAGUUGAGAUCAAGGAGAGACUGGUGAACUGGGAUGGUAGUUGUGGAAACCUCUCGGCUGGCGUGGGGCUGUUUGCUCUCGCGGAAGGCUUUGUGAAACCCAAACCAGGGAGCACAGAAGUGCGGGUUUGGCAAGUCAACCAGGGCUACGGCAUGAAAGUGCACGUUCCAGCCGGUGUGGAUGCCCCGUUGGAGAUCUUGGAGGAGACGAAUGUGGAGCCGGAUCUGCUGAAUUUGGCCGGCAUACCAGGUCGCGAACCACCUGUGUAUGUGGAGGUUUUAGAGCCACAUGUUGGGAAGCCUUUGCUGCCCACAGGCAAUGCGGUGGACACCCUCCAACUGUCAGAUGGACGCAGUGUGAAUGCUACCCUGGUGACAGCAGGUAAUCCAACGGUCUUCAUUCCGGCGGCUGCGGCCGGACUUGAGGGGACCGAGUUGCCCAAUGCCAUGGACUACGCCUCACUGCUGCCCUUCAUCGACGAGCUGCGGGGCCUGGCCGCGCCGCUGCUGGGCAUCCCGCUGACGGACCAGCCGCGGGUGGCGCUGGUGGCACAAGCGCAGCAGUACACGAGCAGCGCGGAGGAGCUGGUGACAGUGGAGGCCAUGGAUCUUUUGGCGCGGAUCAGCACGCCCGGCCGUAUUCAUCAUGCCUUCACUGGCACUGGAACGAUCGCACUAGCAUGUGCGGCGCAGGUGGAGGGCAGUGUGCCCUACCAGUGCAUUCCAGAUGCUCAAAGAUCACAGAAGAUCCGCAUUGGUCAUCCUGGCGGUGUCAUUGAAGUGCGCGCGGACGUGCAACGAGACGUGGAUGGCGCUUGGCAUGCCUCGGGCGCCGGCUUCGAUCGAACUGCCAGGUACUUGAUGCGUGGAGAGGUCUUCAUUCCUCACGCCGCCAGUUUGGCCCUCAUUGUCUUCCUGGGUCGCCGCAUGGCGCUGUCAAGCAGGGCUGUGUCGGGUGACUUUCUGGGACUUCAGUCAGAUUCCAACCUCGUGGAGGUUGAUGCACUGAUGGCACUUCUCAGCUUUUUGUCGCGGAGCCAUCCCAGGCAAGCCUUAUUGGUGCUGCGUUUUUUCGCCUUUCGAAAGAUGUUGGGAUGCGGAGUCUGCAAGUACUACGGCUCCCCCAUGUGGCGCUCCUUUGAUGCCCUGGCGGUUCACUACUUCACACAGCCAUUGGUGAACCGCAGAUCCUGCUGGGCGCAUCGUUUGCCAGCGGUGUUUCACCAGUUCUCUGUCUUGGCGACCUUCGUGGUGGAAGUGAUUCUGCCCUUCUUGAUUUGGAGCCAUUGGCCAUGUCGCAUCUUUGCGUGGAUAGGGUUCAAUUCCUUGAAUGCCAUGAUCAACACCACUGGGAACUAUGGCUUCAUCGGUUUUCUGAACACAAUGGAGAAUCUGUCGCUGCUGGACGAUCGCUUUUGGUCCCUGGUGGGGAUUGACGUGGACAGAUGGCGCUUGACAAAGAGCAGUGCCCUCCUUAUUCGUUUACCGGUGGUUGCACUGCUCAGUAUCUAUGUGAUUCUCUCGCUCUUGCCCUUGGCGCGUGCGAGCAAGGGAAGCGUGGACCUUUCAUCCCUUCGCUUGCCGUGCUGGGUAAUUGAACGGCUGGAGAGACUGGAAACCUUGCAGCAGCCCUGGAAGUUGGUGAACUACCAAGGCAAGUUCUCAGGGAUGCACGACUUUCGAUGGGAGCCCCUGCUGGAGGCCAGUGUGGAUGGCGGAAACUCCUGGCGCCAAAUUCGCUGGCGCUACAAGUUGAACCAAGGGACUUCAGAGCGUGGUGCGGUGCUGUGGCUCCAUUUGCCACGCCUGGACUGGCGCGUGUGGUUCCUUCCCUUGGGCGCCAGGCGCGGCAAAGAUCCACCCGCUUGGUACAUGAAACUGCUCGAGCGUUUGGCCGCGUGCGAUGAAGAGGUGCUGAAGCUAUUGGAUGGCUGUCCCUUCAGCAGGGAGGAGUUCCAGGAUCCAGAUGAUCCAAAGAUGUGGGUCUCCUCGCGGCUCGUGGCCUGCGAGGUAGCUCACAAAGAUGACAUGGCGCAUUGGAACUUUCGGGAUAUCCGCAAGCAGACUACCAUGGACUUUCUGGUGAAGGAAGGUGGUGUAUGUGAGACAGCCAAGCGGCGCCGCUUGGAGCGUGCCUGA